GAAAUGCGGGCGGGGCGUUCCCGGGAUGUGGCGGGGUGUGGAAAAUUGGGAGUGCCAGGGCUGGUUUGUGUAGCAAGUGAAUGGCCUGAAGUGUCAGAGCGGGUUUAGGCUGGGUGUGAGGAAAAGGCUCUUCACCCAGAGGGUGGCUGGGACGGGCUCCCUAGGGAAUGGUCACAGCACCAGUCUGACAGAGUUCAGGGAGCCUUCGGGCACAUGGAUACUUGUCCUACGCGGGAAUAAGAGUUGGGCUCAAUGAUCUUUGUGGUUCCGUUCCAGUUCAGCGUUGGAGCCAUCAUAUUCUGUGAUUCUUGGUGUAUCAGUGUUUGAAGAAGCAGAGGGGGUGGGUGAUCCCUUGCACCAGGAAGGGGCCUGGUGAAGACAUCACCCACACCGAUGGGGGGAAUGGUGGAGAGCGUUUUUUGCCCUAAAACACGUGCAGAGGUGUUUGAAGGUGUAGUUUGAGGGUGUAGUUUGAUAUUUGGUCACCUGCGCUGGGCUCUAGGAAGAGGCCCUGGGUGUGUGUGCACACAGGCGAUGUAGAACUAAUGGCUCGGCGGAUGUGUGGAGAAGGGAGGUGGGAAAACACGUACUGGUGGAGGGUGUGGGAAGAGGUGAGGGCAGAAUAACCUGUAUGCCACAUGGCAAAGCAAGUGGAAAGAUGAAAUUGCCCUCAGCACAGAGUGUAGAGACUGGGUCUUUGAUUUUAUAACCCAGUGUUUCAAAGGUGUGAAUGUAGAAUAUAGAGCAUACAGGUGGUGUAAUUUGUUUGUGAAGCAGUGAUCAAGGGGUGUCUCAUGCUCUGAAGACUCCUGACAGAAAUAGUAGCUGCUUGGCUGUUGUAAAGUCUGGCCCAGAAUUUCCCAGUCUUAAAAAGUCCUUGAAUGUGUAAUAAUCUAAAAGCUUUAUGAUGGGAUAUAGAAGAGCAGUAGACCAAAGCACAUGGAGAUUAAGUAUUUCAAGUAGUCCUUCAUGGAACACUGUUUUAUUUCUUCUCUCUUCUGCUAAAGAUUGCUAGUCCGUGCAAGGUGGAAGAGAUAAACCUUGGAACAGGAAGAUCCCCCAGCUAGAGAGUUCUAUGUAGAUCAAACUCGGUAUAUCAUCAAACUUCUAGAAACUAAGAGGCAAAUGUUAGUGAUUCAUUAUUUCAGAUAAUUUUGGUGAACAGUCCUGAAAAGAGAUGACUUGCCUGCAAAAGCUGAUAAGAAAUGCUAAAAUCACAGCGGUAACAAAAUUUUGUAGCUAGGGUGUCACAGCUCUGCUUGAAGGGAUUUGCUGUUAAUGACUGAAGAGAUUUGGCCAUUGCUUUUUGACUGUGAAUAAUGUCUGAAAAUACAGAAUUAUUUUUGCAUUUAGGCUCAGAAAACUUGGGAGUCAGGAUGGAAUAAUGUCUUUUAUUAAACUGUCAUGUGGUAAUACAUCACAUGUUUCUUUAGGAAGCAUCCAAGUCAUCCUAGAAGACAAAAACCAUUUUGAUUAGUGGCAAAUUUCCACAUGCAGUUGAUAAUUAUAUUGCAUUGUUACCUACCUUAUCCUAGGGUAAAUAUUUUGGUUCUUCAGAUAAGCAGGUGUUUAAAAUUGACAGCAAUGGAAAACCUGUCUGCACCAAGGCCAGUGUGUGGCUCACUGGCAGCUUUUUGAAACUACUGUGCUACAGAGUUUUAAGGCAGUACUGGAAAUAAUUCUGCUUUGAAAUGUAAUGUUAACAGAAGUUGAAAUGGACACGUAUAGGAAUUGCCUUUGAUUCUUGUCAAUUAAGACAGAUUUGGAGUGUCUCAACAUCUAUGUCUAAAAUUAUUUCAAGAGACUAUUAUUACAGCCAAAUACUAACUGUAGUUAAAUGUGAUCUUCAUGCCUGGAAAGAUGUGUGGGCAAGUGAUUAAUUUCUGUUGGAUCUGUAGUUAUGGUGAAAAAAGAGUUGUUUUUUUUUUUCAACUUACAGACCAUCUGUUUUAGGAGAUGGUAUGUUCUAUGUCUGCAUGGAAGGUUUUUAGAAUUUUAGACAAUGCUUGAAGAUAAAAGGAGGACAAAAACCUAUUCUGCUUCUUAAGAGACUGCUUUGCAUAAAUGAAAAGAAACUGCAUUGUCAGAUUGGGUCUUGGUGGUCCUACCUUAGACAGGUAACUAGGGGUUAGUAGGCUUUGGAUAAUUUGCUUUGUCACUUCCUUAUAUUGCAGUUUGUACUUUGGCGUCUUGUUUGAUGUAAUAUAGGACAGGUGUGCAGCAGUGGCCAACUGGAAGAGUUUUGUGAGAGGUUUGCCUCCAGGUAUACUACGAUUGUUCAUGCAGUUUCAAAGACAAGCUUAUAGGUGUGUCAGAAGUUGCAUUCACAUCUUGAUCACCAUUUUAUUUGAAUUAUUGGCUGGAUUUACAUAAAUAAUGACAGGACCGCCUGCUCAGACCACCUCUGAAGAGAGGUUGUUUUAGAAAUGAGGAAAAGCAGUGGGGUCUGUUAGAUCUGAGUCUGGCUGGUGUCACUGCCAGUCUUAGUUUUGCAGAGCCAGAAUGGAUUGCAGGUGGAUUAGAGAUACCACUGGGACAACUUGGCAUAGAUUCCUGAUCACCCUAAUGUUGCUGUUACACCAAAGCAUUGUUUUGUCACGUGUGAUGAAACCUAAACUAAUGUCUUAAAAAUAGGGAAAUCUUGAAAAGUUGCUGAAUUUUGUAAGUUUCAUGAGAGUGUUAUGUCAUAGUAGCCUUUUUUUUUUAGAACUUUACUGAAAAAAUCUGAAUGCAGUCUAAAAGGAGCAUGGAAUUGCUCCUGUUGAUAUAAUCAUGUACUCUCUAGCUUUCCUAGCUGGCAAAAUCAGUAGAGACAUUGAUACUGCUUUGAGUCAAGGAUAAGCAAGCCUUGUCCAUUAAUCCAGAAAAAGUUCUAUCUGCCAAGUGGAGCAAAAAUCUGACAUAACAUUAGAUUUAUACCAAAAAGAUGGUACUUACUUAAACUCUUGCCAACACCUUAGUAAUUUCUGAUUGGGAGGAGGGGAAAUCUUGGUUAUUUUGAUUUUCUGAAUUAUUGAUUUUCUUAAUGUACUUUGGCCUACAGAAGGGUAUGUAAGGUGUUAGAAAUUAAUGUUUAACUUGCUUUACCUCACCAAAAUGUGUUUAAUGGAAGUACAUAAACUGUCCUGGUCAAAAACUUUCUCUUUUUGUUUACUGAGUCUCAGUCGAUCCAUCUCAGCAAUUUGUUCCAUUCUUUUGUUUGGAAUAUGUGAGAUUUUCUUUCUUUUAUUUACUAAGGCAGAAUAGUUUUUCUACUUAUACCAUCAGAAGAGGGAGAAGUCAUUUUACUGUUUAAUUACAGUUGAACUUCAUAAUACUUAAAUAUUCUUUAUACAGAAAUGUUAUAUACUAUUUGUAGAAGUAGAAGUAUUAAAAUUGAGUUUUAACUAGGGAAAAAAAUUUCUAUUCUAAAUUUUGGAAACAGAGCUUCGUUUGUUCUGUUAGGUACUAGAUGUCCAUUAUAAGUGGAGUAGUUACUGUGUAUCAGCACAGUGUGUACUGUUCAUGAAGUGUAUACCAUUUGAUUACUAUUUUAAAUUACUAUUAUUGAUGACACACUUCCUGUUUUCUCUAUUAUGUCAGGAGGUCUACUUCAAGAAUCUUUCAAAACAGAAACAAAAGGAAGUCAUGGAGAAGAAUGGAAACAACCACAAACUUCGUGUUUGUGUUGCUACUUGCAACCGUGCUGAUUAUUCAAAAUUGGCUCCCAUUAUGUUUGGUAUUAAGGCAGAACCACAGUUUUUUGAGCUUGAUGUCGUAGUGCUUGGUUCCCACCUGAUUGAUGAUUAUGGCAAUACCUAUCGUAUGAUUGAACAAGAUGACUUUGAUAUUCAUACAAGAUUGCACACCAUCGUGAGAGGGGAGGAUGAGGCAGCUAUGGUGGAGUCGGUGGGCCUUGCGUUAGUCAAGUUACCCGAUGUCCUCAACCGCCUGAAACCUGACAUAAUGAUAGUUCAUGGGGACAGAUUUGAUGCUUUGGCCCUGGCCACGUCUGCGGCCCUGAUGAACAUUCGCAUUCUUCACAUUGAAGGUGGGGAAGUCAGCGGGACCAUCGAUGACUCCAUCAGACAUGCCAUAACCAAACUGGCCCACUACCACGUGUGCUGCACCAGGAGUGCAGAGCAGCACUUGAUAGCCAUGUGUGAAGACCACGACCGCAUCCUUUUAGCAGGCUGUCCCUCGUAUGACAAGCUCCUCUCUGCCAAAAACAAGGACUACAUGAGUAUUAUUAGCAUGUGGCUAGGUGAAGAUGUCAAAACGAGAGAUUAUAUAGUUGCUCUGCAACAUCCUGUAACCACAGAUAUUAAACAUUCCAUAAAGAUGUUUGAGCUGACACUAGAUGCACUCAUCUCCUUCAACAAGAGAACACUUGUUCUAUUCCCUAAUGUGGAUGCAGGAAGCAAAGAGAUGGUUCGUGUGAUGAGGAAGAAGGGCAUUGAACACCAUCCCAAUUUUCGGGCAGUAAAGCAUGUGCCAUUUGACCAGUUCAUUCAGCUGGUUGCUCACGCUGGUUGCAUGAUUGGUAACAGCAGUUGUGGUGUCAGAGAGGUGGGAGCGUUUGGGACACCAGUCAUCAACCUGGGGACACGUCAGACGGGAAGAGAAACAGGUGAAAAUGUUCUUCAUGUUCGUGAUGCUGAUACACAGGAUAAGAUUCUUCAUGCUCUACAGCUGCAGUUUGGGAAGCAAUAUCCAUGCUCAAAAAUAUAUGGAGAUGGUAAUGCUGUUCCAAGGAUUUUGAAGUUCCUUAAAUCUAUUGACCUCAAAGAACCACUGCAAAAGAAAUUCUGUUUUCCUCCUGUCAAAGAUAAUAUCUCUCAAGAUAUUGAUCAUAUUCUAGAGACACAGAGUGCUCUGGCAGUGGAUCUAGGCGGAACAAAUCUCCGAGUAGCAAUUGUCAGUAUGAAGGGUGAAAUAGUUAAGAAGUAUACCCAGCUCAACCCCAAAACCUAUGAAGACAGACUAGCAUUAAUUUUAAAGAUGUGUGUAGAGGCUGCAUCAGAGGCAGUAAAUGUAAACUGCAGAAUUUUGGGAGUAGGUAUUUCCACAGGUGGACGGGUAAACCCUCGAGAAGGAAUUGUGCUUCACUCUACAAAACUCAUUCAGGAGUGGAGCUCUGUGGAUCUCAGAACUCCUAUAUCUGAUGCUUUGCACCUGCCAGUCUGGGUGGACAAUGAUGGAAACUGUGCUGCUCUAGCAGAGAGGAAAUUUGGUCAUGGAAAAGGAAUAGAAAAUUUUGUAACACUGAUUACUGGUACAGGAAUUGGAGGUGGAAUCGUUCAUCAACACGAAUUGAUCCAUGGCAGUUCUUUCUGUGCUGCUGAGCUUGGGCACAUUGUUGUAUCCUUGGAUGGACCAGAGUGCCUGUGUGGCAGCCAAGGAUGCAUAGAAGCCUAUGCCUCAGGAAUAGCAUUGCAGAGAGAAGCUAAGAAACUGCAUGAUGAUGAUCUGCUUUUAGUAGAAGGUAUGUCAAUGAAGGAGGAGGAGAUUGUUAGUGCUGCGCACCUUAUUCAAGCAGCUAAACUUGGGAAUACAAAAGCAGAAAGCAUUCUCAGAACAGCCGGGACGGCACUGGGCCUUGGCGUUGUGAACAUUCUGCACACCGUGAACCCUUCCCUCGUGAUCCUUUCUGGAGUUCUAGCCAACCACUACGUCAGUGCUGUCAAAGAGGUGAUAAAUCGACAGGCGCUGUCCUCGGUUAAAACAGUGGAUGUGGUGGUCUCAAAUCUAGCAGAUCCUGCUCUUCUCGGAGCUGCUAGCCUGGUACUGGAUUAUACCACACGUAGAAUAUACUAAAGAAUUACAGAAAAAUUAGAGAAUUGGACUAUUCAGAUUCCCAAUGGGUGGAGGGAUUACUUUGCCCCAAACUUUUCUCUGAUGAGAGCAGCUAAUGAAUCAAAGUAGUGUUCUGAGUAAUUAGUGACUAUUUUAGCAUUUCCUAAUUAAGGUAUUAUCUUUUUGUAUUUUUCCUAAAUUUCAGCUGACCUCAUUGGAAGUAACGUGCAAUUCUGGUUUUUUAAGCACCUCUAUUGUUAAGCCUAUACAUUACUUUUGAGUGUGGCUGAAUUAUUUAUGAGUAUCUCUUGCUGUAUGGGGAUAAUGUGUAUGGUGUGUAAAAUUAUUACAACUCUUGGGGAUCCAUAUCUCAUUUCCCAUGUAUGUGAAAUGAGACGUUUACCAGCUUUUCAGUUUCCAGGAUUCCACCCACAAAGUAAAUAUGAUGUAAUCACCAGUAGCAGGUAGUAAUUUCAGUGGGUGGAAACGAGGGCCUUUAUUAAAGGGUAUUAAAGGUAUUAAAAAAAGGCUACACUUAGAAAUUUCUUUUCAUUAAGGACUUGGUAGAGGCAACCAAGUUUAUUUAUUAGAUUAUCUCUAAAGGCCAGUGUCCCAUUUUAGAAGCUUUACAUAUGAAGGAAAAAACCUACAGUUUAUUGAGCUUACAACCUGCAGAGGAAUCCAAACAAAACUGAUAAGUAGUUGCAGUGAUGCAGUGAGUAUCUUUGUCUUCUAGCUAUGGCCAAUAGUAAAUUGCAUUUUAAUCUUGGGGGAUGUCUCAAGAGACUUAAUCUACUACUUUCAGUGAGGUGGGUUGCUUAUUUUUUGGUAGCCAGUUAGCUGAAAUUCAGCCACAUAGCACAGCUGAUCAUAAAGAAUCUACCUUUCACUGCAGAGUGACACAGUGCAUCCCCUCAGCCAUUCGGGUGGCUGCAGGUGCAAUGUUCUUGUCCUGUUUUCACCAUCAGCUUUCAGGAUGGAAAGUCAAAUCUGAUCCUUAUCCUUGCCUUCAGAACAUUCAGAGCCUAGGGGAAAAGUAUGUCAAGUGCCAGUGAAGGCUUGCCUAAGUAAGCUGUGGCUUGUAUUUCUUUAAUGAGUCCUUGAUAUACAGUGGUGUCUUUAUCCAGCUGCUUUUUUAGCAUACUUUCAAGAUGCUGGAGAAAUUGAAAAACAAACCCAUCUAUCAGCUAAUUCAGAAAGAUAACUCUGGAGGAACAGUCACAAGACUAUCCUGUCCUGAAUUUAAUGACCUAUUUUGACAUCUAACUCAACCACUGUUAUUCUAAGAAGUCCAGUAAUGUGUCAGUACAGGGGCUAUUUCCACACUUGAACUUCUCUUCCAAUUAAAAUGAAACAAUCUUCUGCUAUAUAAUGAACUUGGACUAAAUAGCUCCUAGUUCACUCACUAAUUCUGGGAUAUAAUCUAUACACAUUGUCUUUACUUCACCCUUCUUCCACAAAGAAUGCUUUUACUGGUAACUCACAUAUUCAGUGCAGAUUUCAGGAACACCACCAGAUCUCCCUUCUAAUGUAUCCAUGAACAAUCAUACAGCCUCUAUACCACUGGCAAAUAACUGGUUCUUACCUGUUUGCCAAGUUAUACUAGGCUUUAUGUAACCAAGGAGUUUUAGUUCCUUUCCCUACAUGUUGUUGUUUACUUGAUGAUUCCAUUACCUUCAAUACCAGAGUAUUAGCUCUGUGAGCAGCUCAAGGAGAAGCUGGCAUUUCUCUGCAGUGACAGCAGCUCAGGAGUAUUGAGGUUCUAACAGUGAGGAGGCCUGUCAUUUGAUCUUUCCAUCCUCUGCUAUCACAAGGAAUGCCUGGCUGGAAUGCUUGGCUAAAAGUGGGACCAAGUUUUUGCUUUCCAGACCCUCUGAAGCUCUGUAUUUUUGGUAUCCCAGACUCAAAAUCUUUUUCCCUAGCAGCUGAAGGGAGGGUGCAGGCACAGAAAAACCACAACAGACUAAAACACAGUUGAAAAGUUCUACACCUUUAACAUGAUGUUAAGAAAACAAUUCUUCAAAUUAUUUUGAAAAUGCUUUUUUUUGGUCAAUCGUCCAAGAACUUGCUGCAUAUGUACAAGCUGUUUAUAAACUCAGAAAGAAUUAAAAAAUCAUGUUUAAUAGCAUAA
Molecule: messenger RNA, 7906 nt
Organism: Taeniopygia guttata (zebra finch)
Lineage: Eukaryota; Metazoa; Chordata; Aves; Passeriformes; Estrildidae
Source: RefSeq, a predicted model, not a curated record